Messenger RNA from Cucurbita maxima (winter squash), 1824 nucleotides. Its product is annotated as protein WVD2-like 4. The transcript has 7 exons. Gene Ontology annotation, molecular function: microtubule binding. Bases 372 to 1697 code for a protein of 441 amino acids. The record is from RefSeq and is a predicted model, not a curated record. Lineage: Eukaryota; Viridiplantae; Streptophyta; Magnoliopsida; Cucurbitales; Cucurbitaceae.
UCCUUUAUAGUUUUGCAGUACCAACCUUUCUCUGCACUCUGUCUGUCUGUCUCUCUGUCUUUCUUUCUCAUCAGACACACCAUUGUCACCAACCUUCUGUAGCGUUCAUGGUGAAUUCUCUCAAGCACUAAAGCCAUUUUAGUGCUUCCUUCUAAUCUAAAGCGUUUUCGAUCUGCUUUUCUACUCUUGCUCUGUUUCAGUUUCCCAAGCCUUCAACUUCAAUUCAAUCUCUGCCGUCAUACUAUUAAGAGAAUUCUCUGAUCCUUCAUCGGAAUUUGAUCUCUGUUCUUUGCUUCUUCUGUUUAAAUUCAAGAAAUUUCAAACCCCCACAUACCCAAUUUGUAUUGGGACGGGCGCAUAUCGAUUUUGUGAUGGAAUCUGAAAAUGGAGUUAAUAUGGAGGACGAGAGUUGUGGAGUUGAGUCGCCACGAGUGGAUAAUUCAGCUGUGGAUUUGACUAAGGAGAGUGACAAUGUUGACUGUGGCCAAAAAGCUAGAACUCCGAACGAGAUUUCUGAACCAGUGGCAGAAACUGACAACCUUAAUUCUUCCAAAACUAAGAUACAAGCCUCUAUGACCGUUCCCAAGAGUAAAAAUGUAAAGACUUCAAAGGAUCCUGGAACAGCAGUCGGUUCUUCAAAGAACAACAAACUGACCAAGGAGAAACCAACCUUAACAAGCUUUGCUCAGUUUCCUCGACCGAGCAGGCGAGUACUUUCUCAGAGCCUUUCGUUUCCGACGAGAAGGGCUAGUACUGUUGUCAUGGACAAGAGCAUUGACAAAUAUCCAGUUAAAACUGUCACCAAACGCAUAGGGGAGAAAGUUAUUAACUCAAGGACCCAAAUUUCUGAGGAUGCUCUGCUGAAGAAUUCAAGCAAGAAUGCGUUAAACAGAGUGAGGACUAAGGGAGUGAACAAAAACACCGUAGAACAGAAUCCAAAACCAGAGAAAACAACAUUCCUCCCUAAAGAGGAUGACGAUGUUCACUCCACUUCCUCAGGUGCCACUCCACGGGGAAGUAGAAACAGUUGUCCUGGUUUUGCUUUCCGGUUGGAUGAACGUGCCGAAAAGAGGAAGAAGUUCUUUUUGAAGCUAGAAGAGAAAACUCAGGAAAAGGAAGUUGAGAAAACUAAUCUGCAGGCCAAAUCUAAGGAAAGUCAGCAAGCAGAGAUUAAGCAGCUGAGAAAGAGUAUGACAUUUAAAGCAACACCAAUGCCAAGUUUCUACAAGGAACCUCUUCCAAAGGCUGAACUAAAGAAGAUACCGAUCACCCGCCCGGUAUCACCGAAGCUUGGCAGACAUAAGAGCUCAACUGCUGAAGCGGGCACCUCAGUUCACAGUCCACAUCAGAACGGCGAACCGACCAAGUCACCAAAGGCAUUCCAAUCUAACUCUGAAAAAGUAACCAUUAGUUUGAAGAAGGCAGCUAAAAAGCCUCAAACGAAACUCCAUCCGAACGAGUCUAAAACUGGAGGAGCUGCCAUCAAGCCAAAGUCAAAGAUCAACAAAACCGAAAGACAGCACCCGAAACCCGACAUUGCAGAGACUACGAAACAGCAGGAGAACCAGCCAGUUGAUCAUCCUGAAUCAAACGACGGCGGAGAGCUGAACUCUGGGUUGGAUCCUCCCAAUAAUGAGGAAACGACAGCCACAGCCUCUACAGAGAUCAUGGCAGCUGAAAUCGCAGUUGGAGGCUAAAUGCACUUACAAUUCUCACUUCCAAUCCAAGACAUCAUGUUUAGAGGUUUGAAAAUUUUUAUGGUAGGUAUUGUGAAUACAAUGGUUGUGUCAGUUUUCAUGUCAACAUAAGUAUUUGUUCCUUCCA